AUGCCGCUCAAACGAGGCAGGCGACCCGACUUCUUUCGACACCUCUACGACGAGACGCCCAUAAAGCAGCCUGAGCUUCCUUGGCCCACGGAUUUCGAUUCCGAGUCCGGCAUGUUGAUCGACGUGUGGGAUGACGAUAAAAAGAAAUUUGUUCGUCGGCUCCAAGUGGUCGGCGAGUACCCACACCCACCGCCCCGCGAGGGGACAAUAUUAUCGUUGCCCGAAUUUCUGAAAAAGACACUCGUCGUCUUGGAAUUGGGAGAGGAACACGAGCGAGUCCACCCUGAGCCUAUGUGUGUGGUAGACACUCUCAGGUGGACUCCGAGCGAGUUCAUUAAUCGGCUCCGGAAUCAAUAUUCUCUUGGGUCCAGCGCCAUGACAAUCACCGUCGACAAUACCCAACCUGUGUUACUUGAUGCCAUCCGCGAACUCCCAGAUAUCCGCCCCCAGUCGCAUUCUAUGAGGAAGAAGCCAUGCGAACCCCCCAAGUGGCACCCAGAAGUGACACUCGAGUUGGCUACCACGGAUUUCCUCGACACAGGAGAAUUGCCAGAAUCACCCUGGGCACGAUACGUAGUCGGGAAAUUCAAACGUCGCUGCAAGAAGAUGCGCGUCGCGGCCGACGCCCGGCCGCGGGCGGAGAACCCCGAGGAUGAUUGGGACCACUUCUUCGAUGACCUCGAAUGGCUCCUACCGGCCGAUACUAAAACCCAGACGAGAGGACAUUCUUUCUUCGAGGCCUUCAAUAAGGGAGGGGAAAGCGUCGGCAUGCUCUGGUUUCAACUUUCAAAAGACAAAUCAUGGUCCCAGUGUCACUACAUAGAAGUCAAGGCCGAACACCGACGGAAGGGCUAUGGUGCGAAGAUUGUGUCAUUCUGGCAGAAGAUGGCUCUGAUGCAGGGUGUCGACGUCAUGUUGGUUGACAUCAUCGGUGGCAACGCAGGGGCAGAAGGACUUUUCGCAGGUAUGGGAUUCACCACUGUCGAAAAGACGGUCGGCAUAAGACCUCCUCAAGAACCGAAUGUCGGAGAGUGA
This is a messenger RNA of Diaporthe batatas, 1035 nucleotides long. RefSeq lists its product as uncharacterized. Gene Ontology annotation, molecular function: acyltransferase activity, transferring groups other than amino-acyl groups. Bases 1 to 1035 code for a protein of 344 amino acids. NCBI's taxonomy places the organism in Eukaryota, Fungi, Ascomycota, Sordariomycetes, Diaporthales, Diaporthaceae. The record is from RefSeq and is a predicted model, not a curated record. The transcript has a single exon.